Messenger RNA from Trematomus bernacchii (emerald rockcod), 2856 nucleotides. It is a transcript of the gene afdna, whose product is annotated as afadin, adherens junction formation factor a. Gene Ontology annotation, molecular function: cell adhesion molecule binding. NCBI's taxonomy places the organism in Eukaryota, Metazoa, Chordata, Actinopteri, Perciformes, Nototheniidae. Gene Ontology annotation, cellular component: adherens junction. Gene Ontology annotation, biological process: regulation of protein localization. The record is from RefSeq and is a predicted model, not a curated record.
GUGUGCUAGUGUUCCAGCUGAAGAAGAGACCCCCCGACUACCAGGCGAGGAAGGGGAGGAAAGGGGACGAUAAAGGAGUUCUGAGGAGAGACGGAGCAACAAGCUCUCUGCCGCCCGAAAAACUGCCUUACCUGGUGGAGCUGAGCCCAGACGGGUCUGAUUCGCGAGACAAACCAAAGCUGUACCGACUCCAGCACAGCAUCACGGAGGUCGGCUCCGACUGCACAGCCGACGGAGCCAUCCAGCUGCUGGGCCCGGGCAUCCUCCCUCACCACUGCAACCUGAUGCACAGCGAGGGCAUGGUGACGGUGACGCCGCACGGCCCCGACGCCGACACCUUCGUGGACGGGCAGCGAGUCACGGAGACCACCGUGCUGCGUUCAGGGUCCACUCUCCAGUUCGGCUCUGCGCACAUCUUUAAGUUCGUGGACCCCAUGUUCGACCAGGGAGUGAAGAGAGAACCGGCCGCCAUGAUGAGGGGGAGACACAAGUCUGGCAGCGUAGCAGAAACAACCUUCGACCUUCACGGAGACGUCCACAGUGGAGCUGCUCUGCCCACCAGCAAGAGCUCAGGGAAGCUGGAGAUGGAGCGAGGGAUGGUGAAGCCGAUGAUCAGAGGAGAGCAGCAGGACAACAGGUCUCAGGACUCUUUAGUCGACAGAACAGAGUUGACUCUUCCAGCCGGCAUCGAGUUCAGAGACAACUCUGAAGACACCUUCCUGUCGGCCAUCAUUAACUACACCAACAGCUCCACGGUUCACUUCAAGCUCUCUCCCACCUACGUGCUGUACAUGGCGUGCCGCUACGUCCUGUCGCCUCCUACCCGCAACGACAUGUCGCCCUCCGAGAGGACGCACAAAGUCAUCGCCAUCGUGAACAAGAUGGUGAGCAUGAUGGAGGGAGUCAUACAGGAGAUUCCUGAAGGGGAUCAGAAGCAGAAGAACAUCGCAGGAGCGCUGGCGUUUUGGAUGGCCAACGCCUCGGAGCUGCUCAACUUCAUCAAGCAGGACCGAGACCUGAGCCGCAUCACGCUGGACGCCCAGGACAUCCUCGCACACCUCGUCCAGAUGGCCUUCAAGUACCUGGUCCACUGUCUCCAGGCGGAUCUGAACAACUACAUGCCCGCCUUCCUGGACGACCCCGAGGAACAGAAUCCACAGAGACCCAAGAUCGAGGACGUACUUCACACGUUGACGGGGGCGAUGUCGUUGCUUCGGCGAUGUCGAGUGAACGCCGCUCUCACCAUCCAGCUGUUCUCGCAGCUCUUCCACUUCAUCAACAUGUGGCUCUUCAACAAGCUGGUGACGGACACAGACUCGGGGCUGUGCUGCCACUACUGGGGGGCGAUCCUCCGGCAGCAGCUCAGCCACAUCGAGGCCUGGGCCGAGAAACAGGGCCUGGAGCUCGCUGCUGACUGCCACCUCAGCAGAAUCGUACAGGCCACCACGCUGCUGACGAUGGACAAAUACUCCAUGCAGGAUGUGCAGAACAUCCACAACACCUGCUUCAAGCUCAACUCCCUGCAGCUGCACGCGCUCAUGAACAACUACCACUGCGCUCCAGACGAGCCUUACAUCCCGCCCGAGUUGAUAGACCAUGUGGUGGCGGUGGCGGAAAACACGGCAGAUGAGCUGGCGAGGAGUGACGGCCGGGAGGUCCAGCUGGAGGAGGACCCCGACCUGCAGCUGCCCUUCCUCCUGCCUGAGGACGGGUACUCCUGCGACGUGGUGCGCAACCUGCCCAACGGCCUGCAGGACUUCCUGGAGCCGCUGCUGCAGAGAGGUUUCUGCAGGUUAGUGCCCCACCCCCGCUCUCCUGGUACCUGGACGGUCCACUUUGAAGGAGCCGACUGCGACAGCCACUUCUCUGCUGGUGACAGCUCUGAGAUGCCAAUGAGGAAAGACCCGGAGGUUGUCACAGUAACCCUGAAGAAGCACAACGGCAUGGGCCUCAGCAUCGUGGCUGCCAAGGGUGCUGGUCAGGAGAAGCUGGGCAUCUACGUCAAGUCUGUGGUGAAAGGAGGAGCAGCGGACGUGGACGGUCGUCUGGCUGCAGGUGACCAGCUGCUGAGCGUAGAUGGACGCAGCCUCGUCGGCCUAUCACAGGAGAGGGCUGCGGAGUUGAUGACGAGGACGGGUGCAGUGGUGACUCUGGAGGUGGCGAAGCAGGGAGCCAUCUACCACGGUCUGGCAACGCUCCUGAACCAGCCGAGCCCCUUGCUGCCCCGAGCUGCAGACCGAGGGCGUGAUAAGAACGGAAAGCUGCGACCAAAGAGCGAGGGCUUCGAGCUUUACAACAACUCGGUGCAGAACGGCUCUCCGGAGAGUCCGCAGGCCGGCUGGGACUCGUACCCCGAACCAAAGAAGACCAACGAAGACCGGCUGCUCAAGAACCGAGCCGACCACCGGUCCAGCCCCAACGUAGCCAAUCAGAGCCAGAGUCCUGCGAGCAAAGCGGUUUACCCCGGAGGACCCGGCACCAAAAUCACCUCCGUCUCCACCGGGAACCUGUGUGCAGACGACGAGCCCUCCCCCCCCCACGCAGAGGAGUACCCCAUCCCCACCCAGACCUACCCCAGAGAGUACUUCACCAUCCCGGCCUCCAAGAGCCAAGACCGGGUGGUGGGUCCGGGGCCGGGACCCCCUCAGCACUGGCAGGGCGUGGAGGACAGAGAGCGCCUCCCUGUGGUGGAAAACAUCCACAACAACAACAGCAUGCAGCGGAUCAACCACUCCCAGGAGGAUUUGUACCCCCCACCAGGAGGCAUGAGGACCGACAUGCAGCCUCUCUACCAGCAGGACUACCAGCCCAGAGACCUGGACUACCAGCUGGACUACCAGAGAGGUCCCCCAGGAG